AUGGUAGAACUUGCACCUGAACAGAACCACACUGAAAAAUGGGCUCCUGAGAAAUCAGGACACUUAGGAUAUCACGGCACUGUGCAAAGGGAAGAGGUCAAGAUCCGCACUGUCUUGUUGAACAUGGCUCUUUCUUGUAUCUGGAGAUUUUGGGUGGCGCUAGUCUCCGUGUCCGGGAUUCUGACACUGGGCUGCGAACAGCUGGCAUUCCGCAAUAUUGAGACGCGAAACAAACUGACUUUAAUGGGCGGAAAACUCACCUUGCGCUGUCUGAAAGUGACAAGAAUACCCCGUGGCCCCUCCCUCAUUGAUCUAACGAAAAACUUUCAGGUGGAAGACAAACUCCUGCUUAUCCAUCAAGCACUGGAACAAAUCAACAAGACUUUCAUUGAGAACCUCAACACUGCUCCCUGGGACCCUGACCGGCUGGAAACCUUUCUCAUUCAACUGAGUGAGCAGCUGACAAAUGUGAAGGGAUGUGUGAGGGAACCUGUGGCAGCCUCUAGAAGCGAGGAGAUUCAGCAGUACUUCGGGAAGUUGAGGGAGCUGCUAGAACGGGAGAGGUUCAGUGACUGUGCCUGGGAAAUAGUCCGCUCUCGCACCAUGUACUACUUACAGCAGAUCCAAACCAUAACAGCACAAAUUCCGAGCAACACCACAGGGUGA
Messenger RNA from Rhincodon typus (whale shark), 666 nucleotides. RefSeq names its product interferon alpha-10-like. Gene Ontology annotation, cellular component: extracellular region. NCBI's taxonomy places the organism in Eukaryota, Metazoa, Chordata, Chondrichthyes, Orectolobiformes, Rhincodontidae. The record is from RefSeq and is a predicted model, not a curated record. Gene Ontology annotation, biological process: defense response. The transcript has 5 exons. The coding region runs from base 1 to 666 and encodes 221 amino acids. Gene Ontology annotation, molecular function: cytokine receptor binding.